AUGAGGCAGGACGAGAGCUAUUGGCCAUUGAUGCCUCCUUUACCAUCAUAUGGUUAUGGAAGAGAACGGCCGGGACCACGUUAUGGAAGCUUGAUCCAUGGCCAAAACCUCAGAGAUGUUGUUAUAACCGGACAUAACGGCACGAUCAACGGACAAGGUCAGGCAUGGUGGACCAAGCACAAGAAUAAUCUUCUGAACCACACAAGGGGUCCACUCGUGCAGCUCAUGUGGUCUAGAGACAUUCAUAUAUCUCAUAUAUCAUUUCGUGAUUCCCCUUUCUGGACCCUUCAUCCUUACGACUGCCAGAAUGUCACUAUCAGAAAUGUGACCAUAUUGGCUCCGCUGUCUGGUGCCCCAAACACCGAUGGAAUCGAUCCUGAUUCAUGCGAAAAUAUGUUGAUAGAAGAUUGUUACAUAAGUGUUGGGGACGAUGGUAUUGCAAUCAAAAGUGGGUGGGAUCAGUAUGGAAUUGCUUAUGCACGCCCGUCCACCAACAUUCUAAUACGCAAUGUCAUUGUGCGUUCUAUGAUAAGUGCAGGCGUAUCAAUCGGCAGUGAAAUGUCGGGUGGCGUCUCGAACGUCACAGUCGAGAAUCUGCUCGUGUGGAACUCCAAAAGGGGCAUCAGAAUCAAAACGAGCCCUGGCAGAGGUGGCCAUGUGGCACAAAUAACCUACCGUAACCUGACACUACAAAACGUGCGCGUGGGUAUAGUUAUAAAGACAGACUACAAUGAGCACCCGGAUGAGGGAUAUGACCCAAAUGCCCUUCCUAUUAUCGAGAACAUAAAUUUCGAUGGGGUUCGUGGACAGGGGGUUCGGAUCCCAGUCCGCAUAUAUGGCAGCCGGGAGAUCCCCGUGACGAACGUCACCUUCCGGAACAUGUUAGUCGGGAUAACUUACAAGAAGAAGCGGAUAUUCCAGUGUUCUCACGUGCAGGGGCGUGUGGUGGGGAGGAUUUUUCCAGCCCCGUGUGAGAAUCUUGAUGUGUAUGAUGAGGGAGGGCGUCUGAUCAGGCGGGCGACGUCUCAGGAUAGUACUGAUGUGGAUUAUGAUUAG
Striga hermonthica is the source of this 1056-nucleotide messenger RNA. NCBI's taxonomy places the organism in Eukaryota, Viridiplantae, Streptophyta, Magnoliopsida, Lamiales, Orobanchaceae. The record is from the annotation of a GenBank genome assembly.